UGUAUAUAUAAAAAAAAUUAGAAAUUCCUUCUGAUUUGGACAACAGAUUUCUUCCAAAAAUGUUUAAAUCUAUGAAUAACCAAUGAUUUAAUGAAUUCUGGUCUUGGUUAAUUUUUUUCUUCUCUUUCUUUUUCAUCUCUAAUUAAUUUAAUUCCUAACUAUUUCACUUCAUGUUUCACUGGGACAAUUCCAGCCGGUUCUGGCGCCCCCUGCUGGCUGACAGCGGCUCACUUCCGGUCGCUUGUCUUUGCUAAUAAAGUUUUGAAUCAAGAUGGCGCUGAGGGCGUCUCGCCCAGCCCGGGAGGUUUUCAAGCUGAAGGAUUUCUGCUCCCGGAGGCUGCGGAAGUCUCUGGCGGACUUCUGCCGCCGAGGCGUCUAUGCAGCGGCGGGGAGCUGCUCCAGUGGCGCCGGCUUCAGUGGACCUCUGGAUCAUUACAGCCGGCUGAUCCGGGACGGGACCCUGCGGGACGACCAGCGCCAGAGAGCCGUGCUGCAGGAGCUGGAGCAGCUGCAGAGGACCCUGAGGGGAUACAGCAACACGCCCCCGUCCAUCUUCUCCAGGAUCUUCACCAAACCAAAGAACCUCAGAGGUUUCUACAUCUACGGUGACGUAGGAACAGGGAAGACGAUGGUGAUGGACCUGUUCUACUCGUACGUGGAGACAGAGAGGAAGAGGAGGGUUCAUUUCCAUGGGUUCAUGCUGGACGUGCACAAAAGGAUCCAUCGGCUCAAACAGAGUUUGCCCAAAAGGAAAGCUGGAAAAAUGGCCAAAGCGUACGACCCCAUCGCUCCGGUUGCCGAGGAGAUCAGCGAGGAGGCGUGUCUGCUGUGCUUCGACGAGUUUCAGGUCACGGAUAUCGCAGACGCCAUGAUCCUCAAGCAGCUCUUUGAACACCUGUUCCUGAACGGGGUCGUCGUCGUGGCAACCUCGAACCGGCCUCCUGAAGACUUGUAUAAAAACGGCCUUCAGAGAGUCAACUUUGUGCCUUUUAUUGCUGUUCUGAAGAAAUAUUGUCAGACUCUUCGGCUGGAUUCUGGAAUAGAUUACCGCAAACAGAACAGACCGUCUGCAGGGAAACUCUACUUCCUCUCCAGUGAGCCAGACGUGGAGGCCACGCUGGACAAGAUGUUUGACGAGCUCGCUUUCAGACAGAACGACAUAACACGGCCGCGGGUUCUGAACGUUCACAACAGGAAGGUGGUUCUGAGCAAAGCGUGUGGGACGGUGGCGGAUUGCACCUUCCAGGAGCUCUGCGACCGCCCUUUAGGAGCCAGCGACUACCUGGAGAUGUCCCGCCUCUUCGAUACCAUCUUCAUCCGCCACAUUCCUCUGCUGAGCCUGAACCAAAAGACGCAGGCGCGGCGGCUGAUCACGCUGGUGGACGCGCUCUAUGAGCAGAAGGUGCGGGUGGUGCUCCUGGCUGAUCAUCCGCUGGAGGAACUGUUUGUCCACGAGGAGGGGGCCGGUCACGACGACAGCCACGCCCUAAUGGACGACCUGGGCCUGAAGCGGAAUUCCAUCCGGCACAACCUGUCCCUCCACAGCCGUUUUGUCAAAGUCCAGAACGAAGGAACUGGGAAAAGCUCCUGGUGGGUGGUCAACCCUGAAGGUGGGAAAGGCGGGAAGGCCCCCCGCAGGCGGGCUGUUUCCAUGGACAACAGCAAGUACAUGAAGGGGGCUCGGGGGCGCGCCACCAAAAAGAAGGCGUCGCUGCAGGCGGCCCAGGACGGCAGCUCCGAGAGCUCGUCCAGCCUCUCUAAGUGGACCGGCAGCCCAAGCAGCGACGAGCUGGACGCCUGGACGGACUUCCGUUCCCGGACCAACUCCAACGCCAGCACGCUCAGCGGCCGCCUGUCUCCCAUCCUCGCCAACCUGGAGCUGGACGAGGUUCCCGACGACGACUCCCCCCUCUCCCCCAUGCUGUACUCCAGCCCCAGCAGCAUGUCCCCGUCCACCGGCCCCACGGGACUCUCGGACCUGGCCGGAACCAUGAACCUGAACGACGGGCUGUCGGACAACCUGAUGGACGACCUCUUGGACAACAUCAGCCUGACGGCGUCCCAGCAGCCUCCUCCUGGAGAGGAAGACCCCGGCGCCAGCGCUCAGGGGGGGUCUGUGUUUACAUUCAGCUGCCCCGGUGGUGGUUUAGGAAGUCCAUCUGGGACCUACGGGUCCAGCCCUCUGUUCAGCCCCCCCUCCCUGACAGGCCUGCGGCCGUCCCCCAUGCAAACCAUCCAGGAGAACAAGCAGACCACCUUCACCUCCCCCUUCAGCGACCACCAAAGCCUGCUGGACUCCCCCAGCCACAACGUCCUGCUCACCCAGUCCGACCCCCUGAUGUCGCAGGCGAGCGCCGCCAUGGCCCUGCAGAACUCCCGCCGCAACUUGUUCCGCAAAGACGCCCUGCUGGUGACUCACGGUGGUUCGGCCCAGAGCGUGGCGCUUUGGCAAGCCGGCUCGUCAGCCUGCGACGGCGACGGCGGCCGCGUGGACGCCAAGCAGCUCAAGUCUCCCAGCAAGCUGGCCGGCCCCGACCUGGACCUGGACGUGUUUGACGGCAGCCUGGAGUGCGACAUGGACGUCAUCGUACGCAACGAGCUGAUGGAGGCCGACUGCCUGGACCUCAGCUUCGACGCCCGGCUGGGCCCCACCCACAACAGGAAUUCUGGGAGCUCCAAGCAGAGCUGGGUGCCAAGCUGAGCCCCGAGGGCGUAAGGGACAGAUGGGGGGGGGGGUUUAAAUUAGGCUCGGUGUUGGGCGUCGCGCCCCAGAGGGACGAGAGUUUGUCCGAAUGAGUCAGGGCGAAGUUUCCUUCCCUUCCUUUAGGCGGCGCUCUCCACGCAGCGAGGGUCUCGCCGGCCGGGACGUUUGUGAAAAGCUUGGACUCCAACUCAGGGAAUAUCACAGAGCGAUGGUCGUCAGGGGGGGGGGCUUUGACAGCUCAACCAACUUCCUUUGCCAAACCAGCCGGUCGAUCCUGGCCGCCUGUUUACAGAACCGCCGCCAUCUUGCGGGGACGCUGGACCCGUCUCUCCUCUGUCCGGGCAGAUCCGGUAACGUGUGACGUCCCCGCUGGUUCCAGACGCGUCACCGUGGCCCAUGCUCGCUGACCUGUGGGAGGAGUUAUGAAGGUGGCAGGGCUGUGGGGGCGCCACGGUGGCGAUCUCUGCCGGUCCAGCCGUUUAAACUGACUCUUGCCAAAAUGUCUGCGGGGGGGAGCAGGCAGUGUAGAGAGUUAGACACAGCCGUGGUUUUAGGUUUACAUUUUCUAACGGAAGCAGAAACGCCGUCAUGUAUUUAUUGAGAUUGAUCUGCAUCAAUGUGGAGGGUUAAAAGUGACCAAAUACCGAGCAGACAUCCACCCACCAAAACGCCAACAACCGACCAAUCCAGAUCACUUCAAAAUGAGCGUAGAGUAAAACUUUGUUUCAAUAAAGAGUUUUAUUACUUCAACCUAAGUUAUAAAACAAAAAUGUCAACUUUGAUAAGACUGAACCUCUUUAAAACCCAACUGUUGUAAAUGUCAGUAAAAAACAAUUUGAUUUAUUCAAAUGUUCUUGUAGAAAAACACAAACUUUUGUUUAUUUACAGAAGGGUUUAAGUUUGGGUUUUUAUUGCACUUUUAAUUCCUAAAACAUGAUUACAUCGAUCACUUUGUGGUUUGGUUUUGUCAUGUCAUGAAACUUAUUUAGCCACUUUUCCCGCCACAUGUCAGACGAUGAUGUCAUCCUGUGGUGAGCUGAACAGACUGCAGGUCGUCCGUGCUUCCGCGAAGGUUUUCCCAAGAGGAAAACUUCCAGUUGUUUGUGUUUUCAGAUGUGGUGCGUGUAAAUAAAGCUGGAACAGCC
This is a messenger RNA of Oryzias latipes (Japanese medaka), 3849 nucleotides long. It is a transcript of the gene afg1la, whose product is annotated as AFG1 like ATPase a. Lineage: Eukaryota; Metazoa; Chordata; Actinopteri; Beloniformes; Adrianichthyidae. The record is from RefSeq and is a predicted model, not a curated record. Gene Ontology annotation, cellular component: mitochondrion; cytoplasm. Gene Ontology annotation, molecular function: ATP hydrolysis activity; sequence-specific DNA binding; ATP binding. Gene Ontology annotation, biological process: regulation of DNA-templated transcription.